Argiope bruennichi is the source of this 6779-nucleotide messenger RNA. RefSeq names its product Wilms tumor protein homolog. The record is from RefSeq and is a predicted model, not a curated record. Gene Ontology annotation, molecular function: DNA-binding transcription factor activity, RNA polymerase II-specific; RNA polymerase II cis-regulatory region sequence-specific DNA binding. Bases 327 to 1217 code for a protein of 296 amino acids. Gene Ontology annotation, biological process: regulation of transcription by RNA polymerase II. NCBI's taxonomy places the organism in Eukaryota, Metazoa, Arthropoda, Arachnida, Araneae, Araneidae. The transcript is spliced from 2 exons.
AAAUUUCUAUCAUUAUUUACUUGAGAGGUGUAUUUUGCUAUGGUCUUAGUUUUUUUAGGAAAAAAAGAGUUUUAAGAAUACGUCCUAUGAGUUCAGUUAAGUCAGCAGUUUCAAUACUUGAAGUAUUUGCAUUUUUUUUUCUUGAUUAGUCAUAUGUUUUAAUGCCAAAGAAAGAAUAGUUUUUUAGAAGAUAAGCAAAAGUAUUUAGUGUAACUAUCGCAUCUGAUUAAGUUUUGAGGUUCCAUAUCAGAAUUUGAGCUAUUUGAAAAGUAAAACAAAUUAACAUUGUCACUCCAAAAUAUUUUAAGGAUAAUAUCUUCAAAGACAUGUCACUUCUUUUACAUCCAAUGUUUGAAACGAAUGCUUUAGAACCAAAUUUGCAUAAAUUCAAUGGGAUCUACGAUCGAACAAACUUGUUUUCUUCAGAAACAGUGAGGACGUCAGCUUUCAGCGAUUUUCGAACUUUAAAUUCUUCCAGGAUAUCAACAUACUUUUGGGAAAAAGAUUAUUCAAAUAUUUCAAGCGAAUUUGCAAAGCCAGUCUCUAGGCAUUAUGAAAACUUCUUUACAAAAACGAAUGUAUGUCAAAAUCUCUGGAUUCAUCAAGAAAUACAAAGGCCUGUGGUGGAUUAUCCUGCAUAUUCCAGCAAAACUACAGAGCUUUGGAGGCCUUUCUCUCCUCCACCUAGGGAUGAAGCAUGUUCGUUUCAAAAAAGCUGUAUGUUUGAAAACCAAAGUACUUCUAACAAACCUCCUGUGAUUAUUCCGUCCUCCGUCAAAAUAGGGCCUUCAAGCUCAUCCGUGUUUCGGUCUGUGAAGAAGAAGAAAUACACUUGCUUGAAUUGUUCUACGGUUUUUUCGAAUAGUAUGCAGUUGAAAAGUCAUUUAAGAAAACAUAAAGGUGUCAAGCCUUAUAAAUGCGAGUAUCCGAAUUGCUUGAAACACUUUGCCAGAAACGAAGAGCUCACUAGACAUCGCCGAAUUCAUAGCGGAUAUAAGCCUUACCAUUGUAAUGUCUGUGGCAAAUCCUUUUGCAGAAAAGAUCAUUUGAGCAAACAUUUGAAGACUCAUUUGCAGAUAUCUGAAAAGAAAAUCUAUGUCUGUUGUGUUCCAGGUUGCGAACAUAGUUACACAAGGUCGGACGCCCUCACCAGGCACAAGACUACCGCGCACUCCAACCUAAAGAAUGACAUGGAUUUCAAAAUGGAAAGCAAAUGAAUGUUAAAGAAACAAAAUGACUGAAAGUAACCUGUUAAAUAGAUUUUAAAUCAGUAAAGAGUUUUUUUGCUUAAAUUAUUACGAGAACUUAAGGGAUUAGAGUAACUAUACGUUAAAUACUUUCAAAGACGUUAUAAUUUUUUUUGUUACCCUUUGUAUUCUCAAGGUUAUUCGCACUUGAUGGUAGUCUAGCGCUAUGAAUAAUGAUAUUUCCAACAGCAUUUUAUCUAAGCAAGUUCAUAUCAAUUAGUGACAUUCAAUAUUUAUGCUUUCCUACAUUUAUCGUGUUCAUUCUGAUCAUAUGAGUUUCUAAAUUGCAGCAUUAUACACAUCCAUUAAUUGAUUGAACAAAGAAUUAUAAUUAAAAUUCUUUUUUUUGUGUGAACAAGAGUUAAUUGUGUUACUUCAAGUAAAAUAUCAAAAAGUGAAAUUAAAAAGUUUAUUGCUACUAAAUUAGAAGAUAAUUCUUUUAAAGAUUUUACUGUACAAAAACAUUGCAUUUAUAGCUUUUAUAAAACUUAAAAAAGAAAGAAAACGUGAGAAUAUUGUUAUAAAAUUUACUAAAUUACUAUUUAUUAAAAAUACUAUUUAGUAUUUUUUAACGAUCACAUAAUAGCAAAAUAAGUGAAAUAAUGGUUUUUUUCCACAACUUUUUUUCUCCGUUUUCAUUAUUUGCUUUAAAGAAUUUCAGAUAAAUAUAAAAUAAAACACACUAUGUUUAUUACAUUAUGCAUUUUUAUGCUUGGAUAAUACUUAUUAACAUUUCAAACGGGUAAUUAAAUAAAAUAGUGAUUUUUUUUUUCUUGUCUCUUCAUCAUUUAAAAAUGUAUCUGUCCACAUUCUUCGAAACAAGUAAACAAAACAUUUUUUUAUUUCUCAAAACAAACUGUGUUAAGUAUACAGGAUGAGAUCUUGUCAACAUGAAUUGUGCAAAAUCUCUUUAAUUCAUGCUUAUAUGCAAGUAGAACUUUUGAGUCCCCUUAACCUUUAAUAAGACUACCAACAGAGAACAGAAAUUCAGUUCAUGGAUAAGCAAUUAGAGUAGUACAGAGUGGCAACUUCUCAUAGCACAUAAAAGCUUUUGUUAGAAGUUAGGAAAUUGUCAUAUAUUCUAAUUGACUGAAUAUGAUAUGAGAAAACUAUCAAUUUUGUUGUGAAAGUUUACAAAACCGUGGCUGCGGACUUAUCGUUUAGGUAGGAAUAAGUACAAGUGGAUUUACAUGCCUAUUUAUCAUCCAGAAUAGAAAUUCGAUGAAUAGAUGGUUCAGAUAAGAGAUGCUUGAACCUUUCGUUUUGCUGUUUGCUAGAGCCAUCGGUGCUAUGUUCAUUAUGAUGGAUGAUAAAGUUCAAUAUGACAGAGUUCGUCUUAUUGGAGGCAAGCAAUUGGGGCAAGUUAUAGAGUGAAUGGAUUGACCAACACGUUUAUCAGAUCAGAAUCCGAUGGGGAAUAUAUGGAACACCCUAGGAUUGACAGUUACUUUCAGUAAAGCCUUUCUCUGAAUACUUUAUAAGCAAGAGACGGCAAUUGAGGAGAAUUGGUUAGGAAUACUUUUGAAUUUAUUGGAUCAUCUUGUAAAUUCUAGGCCGAGCUAAUAUUUAGCUAUUUAAGUAUCUGAAAAGACUACAAGUCUUAUUUAUAUGGCACAUAAGUCCAGAAAACAAUUCGUCGCCUUUUUUUAUUUUUUAUUAUCUAAAACUUUGAAACAUUCGCAAAUGCUUGAGGCAGGUUUAUCGGUUAAACUAAUUCGCAAACCGAAAUUUCAAGUGACAUGUGCAUAUAACUACGCAGAAACAACCAUUCUAAUAUUUUUUUUCUUCCAAAACUGAUGACUGGAACUUCUCCAGGAAGAUAGUAACCCAACAACCCUUUAGCUUUAGAGACGCAUUUUUUUUUCGUAUGCUGCACAUUUAAAAUUAUAUAUUUUUUCUUUCCUUUCGGAAUUGGAUUUUGAACCUGGAACACUGAGGUUCGGAAAUCGAGGCUUUACCAAAGGGUCACUACGCACGAGUCUGUUCUUUUUGGCAUCGAAAUUAUCUAAAUUACUAAAGUCCUGACGCAAGAGGUAAAAACGACAUUAUGUAUGUAUACACUAAGUAAUACAUUUCUCCUUAUGGAAAAGGAAUUUUCUCGUCAAAAGAGCUAUUAAUUUUUUUAUUUACUUCUAGUUCUGGAUUCUUAGGAAGAAGAAAGAUCCAACUGACCUUUAAUUGGGGAUCCUGACAUUGAACUAUUCUGCAUUUAUUUAGCAUGCUGGCGGAGGACAAAAAUGCUAAUCUUUUGCUUUAUAUAUUGGGUUCACGCUAAAUCCUACCCCCCCCCUUUCCCCAAACUGCACAACGAUGGCAGCUAUAAUUAUAAAAGUAUUGUCUAUCAAAGUUACUUAACAAUUACCCUAGUAAACAAAUGUACGGGUUUAUACCUUAUGUUCUUCGUAUUAAUAUGCACAUAAUGUCUUUCUGCAUUAAAUCAAUGGUGCUAUGCAAUUUUGUAACUGGUUAUUUCUUCGCAUUUCCUAAAGUUUUUUUAUAUAAGAAAUCCAUCUCUUAAUUUCACCUCUACUGACGAUGUGAACGGUCUCAUCAUGUACUACAUAGCGAACGCUAGUACCCAGGUACAACUUUUAUGAUUAUAUCUGUCGCAUCUCUGUUAUUGAAGAGGGACCUUAGGAUUUUAGUCAACACCAUGUAUGUUAAUUUUCCAUAUUCUCUCGACGAUCUCUGUCACAAUUUAGUAUAAUAUUUUAACUUGUUUUGAAAACCUGUGGAGCAAUAACAAUGCUCAACAUCGAUUAUUUAUCACAACAGUUAUUUCAAUUCUUUUAGGGUGAAUUUAUACUUUUUGGGUGAUACUUUUUGUAAAAUUGGCUCUUGUUCUUGAAAUAAAGUGAAAACUAAUACGUAUUCAGCACUCAAAUUGAAAUUGAAGCUGUCUCAAAUAUAAAUCAAUAAUAAAAUUAAAUUAAUGCAAUAAAUCAACUUAAUCCCAAACAGCAUUCGGUAUAACUGUGUAAGGAAAGUAACUAAGGAAAACUGUGUAGAAUUUAAGUUUAAAGAAUAAAGUUUAAAACAAUAUUAACGAAAUAAAUAUCAACAAUUUAGAAUGGAUCAAACGUAAUUGCAUAUUAUUGAUAAUAUACAAUUAUGCUAUAAAAAUAUGAUAAUUUGUAUGAAGUCCAAUAAAAGGAAAACUAAAUAAAUUGGUGGAACCAAUUCAGGGAGAAACUGUUCCGACAUAAUUUCCUUGUAUGUGCAGUGGAAGUUUCGCGUUAUAAGUUCCCACAGCAAUGUACAUAUUUACCAUCAUACACCUUCCUUUUUUUCCUUUUAAAAUUUACGCUUUUACAUUAUUGUAAUAUCCUGGUGGAAUCUUUCUCAUAGUUUUUCCUUGAAAUGAACCACAUUCUCCAGAAAUUUGUCCAACUGACCAAGUAGGAAAUAUAAUUUUGAGCUCAUAUUAGAAGCCGAUUCUUCAGAGUUUCUAGGUUAUCCAAAAAUUUCUUAAUAACCUUUUAUUGCUCAGACCUGGAAACGUUUUACAGCUGUAUUGGAAACAAUUACCAUAUCUAUUGAGGAUCUUAGUAAAAUGUUUCCUUAGGCUAAGUUUUAUAUGAAGUGGUAAGGGAACUAUAUUAUUUCCCUUAAUAAUUUUUGGGAGAAUUAUCUCCUAUAUAACAACCAAUGGCACCCUGAUGUUUGCUGUCCCUACAAAUAGAAUUUAUUUUAAUGGCCAUUUCAUUUUUGUCUAGUGAUCUCCGUAGGCCUUACUAUCUCACAAGAAAAUGAAGCAUGAACACUUCCUAAAUUUGGGGGGGGGGAUUACUCUUAAGUCUGUUGUUUCUUGAGAAACAUUGCAAAGCAAUAUUCACAAGCGAAAUGGUGCUUGACUGAUGAUAUCGGAAAAUGAGUUUUUACCAUUUUCUUCUGUAUAACGAAAAUACAAAACAUAUUUGAAAUUGUAAAACAACACAAAUAGAGUACUUUUUUUUACAUUUAAUGAAUUCAAGUAAAAGAGUAUUUGUAGUCAUUUUUUCACAAGCAUUUUUGUUCUCUCAGAAUUAACUGAAUGUUUAAAAAAAUAACGCGAAUAUCUAUCUAAGGUUUUUACCAGAUAUUCUCUCCUGUAUAACAUGCAUUUCAAUGGAAAUUGCAACCAUUUUGCUGAAAUAAAAUUCUUUUGAUAAAAUCCUAUAGAGAAUUUUAAAAUUUAAUGGCUGAAAGCUUUUCUGAAUUCACAUGUUCACGGAUGAGCAGGUAAAUAGAUUUUCUAUGGAUGGAUUUCGUCCAAAAUUUGAUAUAAAUCUAAAAUUUUGGUGUAAGAACUGCACGCCAGAUUUCAUUCCUUUCAACACGUCGUGUGAACAGAUAUAUGCUUUUCGGAAGUGGGGUAAUCUAAAAUGUGUAAAAUUUUCGAUGAUCACAGUACCUAUAUCUAUCACAGUUUCUGAUAUCUUAAAGUACAACAGUACUUUACGAUAUGAGAAAAUAAAAAUCCUCAAUAUAUGGCUUUUUAGAAAUUUGAAAUGACUAAUUGAUUUGCAGACUGCAUUAAAAAAGUCGAUUUAAGAGAUGUUGAUGGCACACUAAACCGCAAAUUUUCCAUUUGUUCCUUCUCCUAUUGUAUAUGCUCUUCGCUGUUUUUGCUAACAUUGCAUGAAGCUCAAUUCUUAUUUUGGUCGAUAAGUUUGAUUCCAGUACUCGUUAAUACUUGAAGAAAGCAAUUUUUAUUUUGGUAUUUAAUAAAUAAUUUAAAUAAUAAAAUUUUUAAAAAAAACACCGAAUGAUUUAAAAUUUGCAACAAUUAUUAAUAGCAAUCGAAAUCUUGAGAAUAUGCGUUUUUCAAAAACCAGAGUCAAUUUGUAAUCUAUCUAUCUAAUCUAAUCAGUUUUGAAAAAGCAGCGUCAAAUCGUUAGAACUUUCUUGAUAACUAUUUUGUUGUCAUUGUUGAUGCUGAGCAGUGCAAUCGCUUGUCAUACCUAUAUAGGGUUACAACACGUGAUUUUCAGGAAUAAUGGACAAAAGUCAUUUACAGUAUUUAAUUGCUUGUCAUAUUGAAUCCAUUGUGAUGGUGAAGCUCUAAUUGUGACAAUGGCAGAAUGAAUUGCGAUUUUCUUAAGUCAUCUACAUUAAUAUAAUUUCGUAGCAUUUAAAUAUAUUCUCAUACAUGUAAUAUAUGCUUUGAAAUGCCAAAGUACUAAUUUUUUAUGGAGGGAUCAGAAACUCAAUAUGCAAUUUUUUUGCAUGGGAAAGAAUUAGUUAUAUCAAUUUCGUGGACUUUAUUUUAAAACCUGCUGUUCUGUUCACAUUUAUUAGGCUAAUAUAAUGUUCGGUUAAUAUCACCAGAACAUUAAUGCUUCCUUCAUGGAGUCCAUGUUCUCUGUUUUGUUAGAAAAAUAUUAUAUUUAGAAAAAAUAAAAAAAAAUUACUGAAAUUGAAAAAAAAAAAAACUAUUGACAAAAUGCAAUAUAGAGAUGAAUACAAAGUUUAUGUAUCUAAAGUUUAAACGAAAAUGAAUUGGAGCAUUUCUUAAAUUUUGUAUUCAUUAUAUUUUUCAUUUGGAUAGAA